This is a messenger RNA of Ooceraea biroi (clonal raider ant), 920 nucleotides long. Its product is annotated as dnaJ homolog subfamily C member 4. The record is from RefSeq and is a predicted model, not a curated record. NCBI's taxonomy places the organism in Eukaryota, Metazoa, Arthropoda, Insecta, Hymenoptera, Formicidae.
UCCUCCACUUUUUUUCACCUCCACUGUUUUUCAUUGAGAAUGACAGAGACAUUUAAUUUUUAAAUUGACACUACUUGAUAAUGUAUUGGAAAACUUUAUACUUCGAAGUAAAAUAAAUGCGUAGUCUUAAAUAGCACGAUUGAAUGACUGGUUUUCAGUUUUAAGUGGUGGAAAUUUUCCGAAAUGAUUGUCCCGUUAAGAGAUACGCACGCACACGCAUUAUUUCUCGCUGCUAAACGAUGGCACAAUUCCUUCGAGUUUGCAAGUCGGAAGCCUAUUGUAUAAUCCGGCAUCAUGGGACUCAGAGGUGCCAACAGAAUUAUUACGAGAUCUUAAACGUUUCACCUGAUGCGUCGCAGAAAGAGAUUAAACAAGCUUUCAUCAGAUUAUCGAAACAACUACAUCCUGAUGUCUGUGGAAAGCACAGUCAUGUUGAGUUUACAAAGCUGAACGAAGCUUACUCCACUCUGGGAAAAGAAAGUACAAGACGAGAGUAUGAUUUUAACCUAAAGUACAGUAGGUACAAUCCUUCCACACACACCGCAUGGAACAGGCAGUACGGGAGUCAAUGGGAAUACGAGGUACGCAGAGCGGGAGGACCGUGGCCGCCACCACCGAAUGUAAAACCGAGCGGAUACUUUGGGCUUAUAAUAUCUCUUCUGUUUUUGGGAUUGGGCAUGACACAAAUUUUUUUCAUGUUUCAUUCUUGGAGAGUGAGCAGGCUCACGAUAUUGCAAAACGAUCGCGUGAAAAUGAAGUAUCAGCAGAUUCGAGACGCGGCACAGGCUAGACACAACGAUCAACGUAGAACCAUACAGGAUCUCAACUCUGUGGAGGAUCUCGAAGAGUAUCUGGCUGAAAACAGUAAGAAAUAGUAAACAUGUUAUCAGAGACUCGAUUAAAAGAUCGAUUAUUCUAAA